This is a messenger RNA of Suillus paluster, 570 nucleotides long. RefSeq lists its product as uncharacterized. The record is from RefSeq and is a predicted model, not a curated record. The coding region runs from base 1 to 570 and encodes 189 amino acids. The transcript is spliced from 4 exons. Lineage: Eukaryota; Fungi; Basidiomycota; Agaricomycetes; Boletales; Suillaceae.
AUGUGCGAAGUGAUGUUAAGUGUGGUUUUCUUGCCUGUCACGGUCAUCAGCGAAAUCCAGGGUAACAUCAAGCAAGCACAGAGAAACCCAUCUGAGGAGCUCAAAGUCGUCUUCACGAAGGGAUACGAUAUCACUCUCAGGCAUAUACACCGCGGCGGAGGAUUUUUCACUACCGCUAUUGGAUAUUGCCCGCCCCGCAAAAAAUUCUAUGAGAAGCUCGCAGCCAACCCAGGUGGAGAGCCAUCCUCGCAGGAGACGCUCGACAAGGCGCUCAACGAUUGGCUCUCUGCCCUGGAUAUCAUUAUCUCGAGAAUGGACGCGUGCUACAUGAAGGGGAAGCAUGGAGAUGUCGAUUUCCUUGCGGAGUCUGUUAUUCUGGCAAUUCGUGCGAUCUCCAGGACAGGAUAUAGCGCGGAUAUCGUGAUUGAACUCAUUCAUCUACCUGCCAGAGCGAUCCGGUCACUUAUUAUAUCCGCUGCGACUGUUCUCAUCGUCCAAUCCAUCGAGCGCAUAGGUGUUGCGUGGACGGACAUCAUCGCUGCUCUCCUUGAGUCGGAAGAUAACGUGUAG